This is a messenger RNA of Amborella trichopoda, 1871 nucleotides long. Its product is annotated as E3 ubiquitin-protein ligase RDUF2-like. Lineage: Eukaryota; Viridiplantae; Streptophyta; Magnoliopsida; Amborellales; Amborellaceae. The record is from RefSeq and is a predicted model, not a curated record. Gene Ontology annotation, molecular function: ubiquitin protein ligase activity. Gene Ontology annotation, cellular component: cytoplasm. Gene Ontology annotation, biological process: protein ubiquitination.
GUUCCCCUAAGCGGCUCUUCCUGGCCUUGGCAGGGCUCCUCCUUCUGGUGCUAUCGAUGCCAUCGCCUCUUCCGAAUAUGGGCGAGAGAGACUGUAUCUUGCCCCGUUUGUAGGGGUGGCUUCUUCGAAGAAAUUCAUCCACGCCCACCGAGAAACCCCACAACAAGAAGAAGACCCAGAAACCGUUUAUCCAAUGCUCUGCAACUUUUCAUGAACAGGCCUCAAGCCCCACCUUCUCCAUCUCCCCCUCCCCCUCGUCCAUGGCUUCCUCCAUCUACCCCUCCAAACCCACCUCCCACUUUUGAAGUCUUCUUUGAUGACGGCUCCGGUUCGGGCCUUGGACCCCUCCCUCCAACCAUGGCUGAGUUCUUGAUGGCGUCUGGUUUUGAUCGAUUGAUCGAGCAACUCACCCGCAUCGAGCCCCCUCGAGCCUCUCGCUUCGACCACACCCCAGCCUCAAAGACGGCCAUUGAGGCCCUCCCAGUUAUCUCUCUAACAGAAGCUCACAUCUCUCUAGAGCUCCAUUGUGCAGUGUGCAAAGAGGCCUUCGAGCUCGGCGGCCAAGCUAGAGAGAUGUCUUGUAAACACCUCUACCAUUCUGAGUGCAUUGUUCCAUGGCUUAAUAUCAGGAAUUCAUGCCCUGUUUGUCGAAGUGAAUUGCCCACUGUGGGCAACUUCCUGGCCCAAGAGGGAGAGUUUGAGGUGAGAGAAACCAGUUCUCAAACCGAAGAGAACAGUUUUCCAGUGGGCUUGACCAUAAGGAGGCUGCCAAAUGGUGGUUAUGCAGUAGGUACAUUUACAGUUUCGAGAGGUGGAGAGGAGAGAGUGAGGGAAUUGCCGGUUGUGUAUCACAGGGCGGCCAAUAGAGGCAGUGGGGGUGGGACGAGAGAGAGUCGGGCUUCUGGAAUUGGGAACUCGAUUUGGGGCUUCCUUUCGAGGGUGUUGCCAUUUAGUCCGAGCUUGGGUUCUGGUUCAGGUUCGAGUACACAGAUUCCGACCCAUAGGAGGAGGUCGGGGUUUGUAGCAUUGACUAGGAGGUUUGGGAGACGGAGCUAUGAGAGCGAUGAUGAAGGGCCUUCUGAUUUUUAGAGCGGGUAAGUGUUCUAGAGAGAGGGAGUAGAUUAAUGGCUCAUUCACUGUAACUGGAAUUGCAUGUCUUUAUACAGGAAGGCUGUACUUUUUGAACAUCAAUCCAUUACUGUGAUCAAUCCAUUACUGUGAAUUAUUCUGAAGGACGAAAAUUGUAACUUUGGAAGAGUGAGAAAGUGGAAAGUGGAGACUGUAAUGUCAGAGAGAGGGGUAAGCGAUCGAUUUAUUUUAGUGUGAGAGCCGAGAAAUGGGAAUUGGAUUGUUGGGAACAGUGAUGUGAAAACCGGAGCGGGCAAGGUACGCGCAUACGGACAUUGCGGAGUACCAAGAGGAAGUCGAGUGUUUUUCUGUCGUGGUUUUAAAGUGGACCUUGGGGUGAUCAGUUGAAUGUAAUCGACUGACACAAGUGGAUUUUGGGGUGACUAGUGGAAUGUAGUCGACUCACACGACUGAAGAUCAGUAGUACCCUUACAAGUUUAUGUUUUUCUGCUAUGUGGUAGCUUUGUAAGAAGCUGAACUUUACCUUUGUAAAUAUGCUAUUCUGCUAUGUGUUUACAAUGUGACGUUGAAUUUGGUAUCCAAAUGUUGCACGUUUGGAUGGGUUGCACGUCGUAAGCAAUGAAAACGCGUGGUACUUUUGCGGUCCGGUUCAACUAAUGAGUUGAGCACAAUCUUGAACCGGCUCUAAACAGUUUAACCGGCUGAUAUCUAACUUGGCUGUUUGGUGUUCUAGGGCUUUGUCCGGUUUGCAAUUUGAGUGGCCUUGCAAUCCCCCACACUUA